CGCAGCUGAUGUUGUUUAAAUUGGCGGGAAAUACAAUUGUGUGUUGUGGUUUUCAUUAAAUUUGUUUACAAUGGACCAAUAUCCCGAUGAAAAUGAGGAAUUUGAACUACAAUAUCAAGAUGAGCUGGAGAUGAUGGAUGAUUUUGAUAAUGACGAUGGACCUAGUACAUCUCAUCAAGCAGCAGCUAAGGCAAAAGCUGUAACUGGAUCCACUCCCACCGUUGCCCGUUUGAGUAACUCCACCUUGAAUUCUCCCCAAUUGUCGCAAAUCACAUUUGGAUCGACUCAGAGUCAGAUUGAGAAUGGAGCUGAUGGCGGAGGAGGACCCGUUAACCGUCGUCUCUUUGGCACACCGAAAGUACCGGGCAUUGGACGCGGCUGUUCCACUCCGUUUCAACGGAUGCCAGCUAUCGAAGAAUCCGAGUUGGCAGCAGAAAAACUGCAAGAAGUGGAUCUGCGUCCAACAAACAAAAGACGCCUGGAGCGGGAUCUCUUUGGUGAUAUUGAUGAUCUAUUCCAUGAGUCCUACGAGGAUCCGCUGGUAAAGAAGGCACGCACCGAAGAGCAGCGGGAUCAGCAGGCCAUUGAGAAGAUUUUGGAGUUGCGUAGGAAAAUGCGAGAGACCACCAAAACGGUGCGCCACGAUGAGAUUAGUCGAUUAAAGUCGUUGCAUGAUUUCAAAAUGAGAAAUUUAUCCUAUCAAAUACCAAAUUGGCCAUUUUUGCCCAUACAACGCAGCGAUUUGGAAAGGAUCUAUGUGAGAUUUCAUUCAGAGGACUAUGAGCAGAGACAAUUGGACUUAAUAGGAGCACGUCAGAACACAACGGGCAGUCUUUUGGGUGACAGCAAGGAGCAGGUUUGGCGCGAGGCCAAUGAAAUGGUUCUUCGUCGUUUGGCUCCACCCACCCAAGCACCAGCUGUUGUAGUAGAAACUAUUGACUUCUCCUCGUCCUCCUCAACGAGUGGCCUGUGGGUAGACAAAUAUAAGCCUAGGAAGUACAUAGAUCUCCUCUCCGAUGAGAUGACCAAUCGCAGUCUUUUAUAUUGGCUUAAAAUGUGGGAUAAAGUUGUUUUUGGCAAGGUCUUUCAUUCCAAGCAAGAACAAGAACAACAAAUGGCAGGAGGCGCGGGUUCAGGUUCAGGUUCGGGUUCUGGAGCAGCAGCUCAGCUGAAUAGCUUCAAUAAACGUACUGGGAAAUUUGAAUCGAAUGGCGGUUGGAGGCAGCGCAAAGCCCGCCAGGCUCUCAACACAAAUGUCGAUGAUUUGGGACGACCCAUGCAAAAGGUGGCCCUGUUGUGCGGUCCUCCUGGUCUUGGAAAGACCACUUUGGCCCACACCAUUGCCCGACAUGCUGGCUACAAUGUCAGGGAAAUAAAUGCCUCCGAUGAUCGUAGUCCAGAGGCCUUCAAAUUGGCCUUGGAGAAUGGUACUCAAAUGUCAUCGGUUUUGAAUGAGGAUAAGCGACCUAAUUGCAUUGUUUUGGAUGAAAUCGAUGGAGCGCCACGACAAUCAAUUGAAUAUUUGGUUAAAUUCGUCAGCGAUGGCAUUUAUAGUAAGGUCAAGGCGAAAGGGUCGAAACCCGAGCAUAAUGUCCUGCGGCGUCCCAUCGUAUGCAUUUGCAAUGAUGUCUAUGAUCCUGCCCUGCGUCCCUUGCGACAAAUUGCCUUUGUUGUACAAUUUCCACCCAUCGAUUCAGCUCGUUUGGCCGAAAGGUUGAUUCAAGUGGCCAAGAAGGAGAAAAUGAAAACAGAUUUCGGUUCACUUAUUGCUCUGGCCGAGAAAUCGGGCAAUGAUGUUAGAAGUUGUAUAUCCUCCAUGCAGUUUUUUAACGCUCAAAAACAUAGUCUAACUCUGCAGGAUGUUUUAAAUAAUAAUCUAGGACAAAAGGAUCGUCAUCAGGGUCUAUUUGAUGUUUGGGGUGCCAUUUUUCGUAUUCAACGUCCCAAAAAACAAUUGGCUGCCUCUAGUAAUUCUCAAAACGCCGAUGAACCAGCCGAGGUGAUAUUGACAAAUAUGUCUGUACCCACACGUGUGCAAAAUGUCCUGACUGUGGUGCAUUCCUGUGGAGAUUUUGAACGUCUUACCCAAGGAGUCUAUGAGAAUUAUUUGCAACAGAAAAUGCCCGAUCCAAAUUUCAAUGGAGUCUGCGAGGCUCUUCAAUGGUUUUGUUUUCAGGAUCUUUUACAAAAUCAAAUCAAUCGGCAACAGAACUAUUCGGUAUAUCCAUAUUUACAACAUGGUUUCGUUAUGUGGCAUUUACUCUUUGCCACUUUGGCCUGGCCGAAAAUUGCAUUCCCCAUGCGAGGUUUCGAGUUUCAACAGAAGACACAGAAUCAACGUAAUAUAUAUCAAGCCCUUCGCAAAGGUGUCAGCUCCACAUCUUCGGGUGUGGGACAGGGAAAUGUUCUAUUACUGGAUACGGUGCCGAUGCUAAAACGCAUAUUAUCACCCCAAUUGCGUUCAGUGGCCGUGCAGUUGCUAUCGCCCAAAGAACAAUACGAUUUACGUCACACGAUAGAAGUAAUGGUUGACUUGGGCCUAACAUUUAUGCAAGUCAAAUCUGCCGAAGGUCAUUAUGUAUUCCAAACAGAACCAGAUCUCGAUGCAUUGGCCAAUUUUCCAGGUUCACUUGGCUUGACUUUACCCUAUUUCAGUCGACAAUUGAUAGCACGUGAAGUGGAUUUAGAACGCAUACGGCGAGCUGCACCCAAGGGCAAUGGCAAAGCGGUGGAAAACACAAAGAAGAAACCAACUCAGACCACCUCACCGCGACUACCGAAUCAUUUGCAAACAUUGAAACCGAAACAAAUUUCCAGCAAUAAACCGAAUGCAACCGCUAAGCAGCAGCUCACUAAAGACUUUUUUGGACGCAUUACUCAUAAGUCAUCGGCAAUUUCAGCCACGGAAGAACGCAAAACUGAUGCUAUUGUUAAAAGUCCUAUUUGGUAUCGGUAUAAAGAAGGUUUCAAUAAUGCUGUACGCAAGGAUGUUCAUCUCAAUGAAUUGCUCUGAGAGUAAUUUAGUUUAUAGAAGUAUCCUUUUUACAGAUUUUGUAUAAUAAUGUAUUUAUUUUUUAAAGUUGUUUAGAAAAAGUGAAUGGAAAUCUUUAAGAAUUUUAGUCAUAGGUUUCAAUUAAAGCUAUUAAUUUAAUCAAAAGUA
Drosophila willistoni is the source of this 3160-nucleotide messenger RNA. RefSeq names its product chromosome transmission fidelity protein 18 homolog (gene cutlet). The record is from RefSeq and is a predicted model, not a curated record. Bases 71 to 3013 code for a protein of 980 amino acids. Lineage: Eukaryota; Metazoa; Arthropoda; Insecta; Diptera; Drosophilidae. The transcript has 11 exons. Gene Ontology annotation, molecular function: ATP binding; ATP hydrolysis activity.